Messenger RNA from Candida dubliniensis CD36, 1236 nucleotides. It is a transcript of the gene TRM12, whose product is annotated as Trm12p. Gene Ontology annotation, biological process: tRNA methylation; wybutosine biosynthetic process. The record is from RefSeq and is a predicted model, not a curated record. Lineage: Eukaryota; Fungi; Ascomycota; Pichiomycetes; Serinales; Debaryomycetaceae. Gene Ontology annotation, cellular component: cytoplasm. Gene Ontology annotation, molecular function: S-adenosylmethionine-dependent methyltransferase activity; tRNA methyltransferase activity. The transcript has a single exon. Bases 1 to 1236 code for a protein of 411 amino acids.
AUGCCUAUAAAAGUACUAAUAGACGACCCUAAGCAAGUCAAACCAAUUAAACAGUAUUUGGAAGAUCACAAUUGGUUGAGCAAAUCUUUUAAAAUUCAAAAGAAAAAUGAUGUUUUCCAUAUUUUUACAAACUUGAAUGAAAUCCCAUCGCAGUUAUCACAGUACAAUUAUGAAAACUAUGAACAAGAUGGUGAUUCAAACACUAAAAAUAAAACUACCACUCCAACAUUAGCAUCCAUAAUAACAGAGUAUUGCUAUGUAAACAAUAUAACAAACAUAAAGAUACCUAAACGAUGGUCUAUUUAUCCACCGAUGAUAUUAUUCAAUACCACAAACUCAUCAAACGUACAUUCCACCUCGGAUACAAUAUUUAAUCCACAACACCAAAAAUUGUGGGAAAACAUAUUAAAUAAACAGAAAUCAAUAUUUGGAACUUCAGACAUAACCCAUAUAGCCUUGAAUAAACCUAUAAUUGAAUCUGAUAUAAUGAGGCGUCCACACAAUUUGAUCCCAGUUUUGGGGGAUUUUGGACCUGAGAUGCCAAUGGACAAGAAACCAACCAAAUCAGAUUUUAACCAAGCAUUUUGGUGUCAUGUUGUGCAAAAUGGAAUUUAUCAAACUUGGGCACCUAAAUAUACCAUGUUUUCUCGAGGUAAUAUUAAAGAAAAGAAACGAGUUUUGGAUCUGUUCAAAAACCUUGCAAAUACCAUUGUUUUUGAUUUUUAUUGUGGUAUUGGAUAUUUUUCCUUGUCGUAUCUUGAAAAUGGGGCCAAAUUAUUAUGUUGGGAAUUAAAUCCUUGGUCAAUUGAAGGGUUUAGAAGGAGUUUGGAGAAAAUGAAAGUUGAUUACAAAAUAUAUACUAGUGAUGACAAAUUUGAUAUUGCUGAUUUAAACCAUUUUGAUGCGUGUUUAUUUUUGGAAAGUAAUGAACAAAUCACUACAAGGAUAAUUGACCAAGUUAAAGAUGAUAGUUUACCAAUUAGUCAUAUUAAUUUGGGGUUAUUACCCAGUUCCAAACAAUCAUGGACCCUAGCGAAUCAAUUAAUCAAUAAAUCAACAAUCAACACUAAUGUACAUAUUCACGAAAAUGUUCAUAUCAACGAUUUUGAAAAGAUUAAAACUGAUGCUAAAGAAGUAUUUUCGAAUGGGAAUGUUUUGCAUUUGGAGAAAGUGAAAACCUUUGCACCUGAUAUUUGGCAUAUAGUAAUUGAUCUAGAAAACAUGAAAAACUUCUAG